AUGUAUAAAUAAAAUCUCAAUGAAAAGGAACCAUAUUCGAUGUUUUCGCCAUCUGUCAAUCUAAAUAAAUAGUCGGAUAACACUUAAUCCGGUCUUUUUAAUAGGGAUUAAUAAUCUGUCCAAUAGAUGAGAGAAUAAAUCAGACAACUCAAGAUGCAACUCAGUAAAACUAAUCUGGAGAAGGAAACUGCUAUCCAAGAGAACAACAAGCAAACAAGGGAACUGGAAAGAGUUCAAAUCUAUGUCACUCAACUUGAGGCACGUAUUAAAAUGCUAGAGGAGUCGUUAAUAGCCUAAUAAUCAGAAGCUGAAAGAAAACUAACGUUGUAGAAGUACAUAUUUCCAAAUAUUUCAAUAGAUAACAUUUCGAGUAUUUGAAGUAAUCAACUAUCGAACGAUAAUCGACAGGAAUGUAGAGAGAUUUCAAUUUAGAGAAAAAUGAUUUAGAGAUACAAAUAAAACUACUCAAACAAAGGAUUGUAGAAUUGGAGGAACAACUACAGAAGGUUACUUCGAUUGAUCACAUGUCUGGUUAUGAGGAUUUAUAGAGGUAGAUUGAUUCACUUACUUUGCAAUUGUAAUUCUUAUAUUCAUCUUUAGGAUGAGUCAAAAAGGAUAGGAAAGACAAUUUUUUGAGAAGAUGUAGGAAAUGUAAAAACAAUUAUAAAUAACCACUUCAAAAUAUGAUCAAUUGGUUCACUCCUCCAAAUUGGAGAUAGAGGAAUAUGUAUAAAUAGUUGUUAUCAUUAGGUUGAGAAGAUUACAUUGCUAUCAAAUUAAUUGAAGGAAACUCAAGAAUACACUGAACAAUUGGAAGAUGAAAAGAUGACAUAGCAAUUGCAAUUAUCCCAUCAGUAUUUCUAUAUUAUAAUCAUCUUCUUAGAGUAUUUCUGGCAUACAAUGAAAUCGAAAGAUUGUAAAUUAAGAUUGUGAAGAUCAACAAGAAGAUGAAAUUUCUUGAAGAAUCUCAUAUUUAAUAAUUAGAAGAUCAUUAGCAUUAAUUUGAAAACUAAGUAUAAAUAUCAAGUGAAUUGUUAGCUCAAUUUAAGAUCAUAAAAUUUAUAAAAGGGAUCUAAUGAAUUAAAAAUCUAAUAUGAAUUGAAAUUACAGAAUUUGUAAUUGCAAUUGCAAGAGAGGGAAGAAAUGAUUGGAUAACUAAAAUUAGAAUUGAAACAGAAGUAAUAGAAAAUUGAUGAAUUGACGAAAUAACUUGAUUAGGAAAGACAAAAAAAUAAGCAAUAAUUUGAAUCAUUCACUGUAUAAAUUAGAGAUCAUAAAAAUACAUCUGAAAAAGCAUAUGCUGAAUUAUAAACUAAUUCUAGGGAUCAGAUCAUCAAAUUGUAAUAGUAAAAACAAGAAUAGGAUUCUGUCUUAAAUAGAAUCAAAACUGAAUUGGAAAAUCAAAAAUCCUAAAAUUCUUAAUUGCAAAAUUAAUUAAAUCAACUGCAAUCAGAAUAUGAAUAGAUGAGAUAAUAGUAUGAGUCUUAAAUAGCUAAUUUGAAUCUAGAGAUUAAUCGUCUCAAGACAUAAAUGUAAUAAAUCUCAGGGUAUCUUAUUAAAUUUAAUUAGAAAAUCUUAGUAAAGUCUUGAUGAGUUAUAAUAUUAAUUGGAGGCUUCUAAAUAACAAUAUUAAUAAUUAAUAGAAUAAUAAUAAUAAUUAUAAAAUAGUGUAUCUAAGAAAAAUGAAUUAUACGAGAAUGAAAUAAAACAAUUAAAAUAAAAGUAAAUUAUUCUUUAUAUUCAAAUAUAGAUUAACAUAAGCUACCAAUGAUCUCAAUAAUCUAUAAAAUGAAUUAGAUAAAGAGAAGGACGAGUUUAACAUAACCUUAUAAGAUUACUCAUAAUAAUUCUAACUAAUGGAAAAGAAACUAAAGGACAAGGAAAAUGAGUUAUUACAAUUAAAAAAAACAUUGCAAUAAACAACUGAAAGCUAUAGCGAAUAGGUUACACAAUUGGAAUUGGAAAUCAGUCACUUACAAUAGUAGCUUCAACAAUAAUAGUCUUAAUUCACAUCCCAAUUGAAGAACUCAGAAAAGGAUAAGGAAAAGCUCAAACAAACUAUUAAGGAAAGGGAAAAUGAAAUUUCAUAAUUGAAAUAAACUAUCAAGACGAUGGAAGAAAAUUCCAAUAUCACAAUUUCAUAAUUAGAGAUUUAACUCAGCAAAUUAUAAUAAUAGUAUUAGAACUCAUAGUAAGAGUAAUAAUAGCAAAAAAAUUAGUCUUAAAAACAAAUCUAAUAGAUGACUCAAACAAUAAAUGAGUUAAAAGAAAGAAUUUCAGAGAUGCAACUAGAAAAAGAACAAUUGGAGAAUAGUUUAAAUGAAAGCAUGCUCAAAUCUUCUAAUUCGAAUAAAGAUUUACAAAGACAAAUAUAACUCUUAUAGAAACAGAUAUAGGAAUACGAGAUUAGAAUUAAAUUUGAAGAGAACAAGGGAUCUGACUUGAAUUAAUAAUUGGAAUCACUCUAAGAAGAAUUAGAGCAACUGAAGUUAGAAAUUAAAAAUUAAGAAAGAGAUAAAGAAAAAUUAAAGUCGUAAUUAAAGGAUUAGUAAUUAUAAUAUGAGCAAUUACUUAAAUAGAAAUAAGAUUUAGAGUAGAAACUAUAGAUAAUUACAUAAUAACAUGACGAUUUAACUAACGAAUACAAUGAAUUUUAUAUGAAUUAAUAAUAAUAAUAAGAAUAAUUGUAAGGAAAUAUUCAAGAAAAAGAUAAACAAAUUAAGAAUGCAAAUUAAUAAAUAAACUAACUGAAAUAAAAGAUUUCAGAUUUAGAGAGACAAAUAAUUCAAAUGACUCAUGAAAUAGAAGAAAGAGAUACGAAAUAUAGUGAAUUAGAACAAAAUAACAACAUGAAAUUAUAAAAGUUAAAUAAUGCCAUAGACCAAUAAAAAAGGUAAAAUCAAGAAGAUGAAAAGUUAUGGAAGUCUAAACUUACUCAAUUAUCUGACUAACAUGAAGAGAGGGAGAGAGAAUUACAAUAAGAAAAAGUGGAUUUAUAACAGAAGUUAGAGUUCCAACUUAAUUAAUUGAAGAAAUCAAAGUAAGAGACAGAAUAACGAUUAUCUUAAUUAUAACUAAAGCAUGAUUAAUUAGAAAAUAGCUAUGAAGAUAUAUAGAGAGAAUUCAAUGAUCUUUAAGAUAAAUAUGUUAUAAUAUAAUAGCAAUUCUAAAGUUUAACAAUAGAAAUAUAAUUGCUAUAAAAGUUUAAAUUGGAUACGAAUGACAAUGAAUUGAAAUUCUAAGCAUUGAGAGAUAGUCUGGAAUCAUAAUUGAGAUUAUUACAAACUAAAUAUGAUUCCUUGUUAGCAUCUGAAUAGCAUUUGCAAGGUGAGAAUAAGAAGUUAGAAGAAUAGAAUAAUAUCAGAAUAAGGUAAUUGGAAGAUUUUAGAUUGAAAUUUGAAACUUAAACUGUGUCUUUAGCAGAAUAUGAAACUAUGAAAUAGGAAAGAGAUGAUGUAACAGCUAAAAACUUUCAAUUAAGUUCAUAAGCUCUUAAAGAUAAGUCUGAAUUGUAAAAGUUGAAGAGAGAAAUUGAAAAUUUAAAGGAUGACAUAAAGACUAAAGAAAAUGAAGUUUAGGAUGCAUAUAAUCUUGCACAAUCUAGGUAGACUACAGGAAAUAUACAAAAAAAUGAAACAGACAUGCUCAAAAUUGAAAAUUAAAAACUUCUAAAUUAAAUUAAAGGAUUUGAGGCUAAAAUUAUAGUACAGAAUGAAGAAAUAGAUAAAUUAAAAAGGUAAAAUGAAGAAUUACUUUAUUAACUCUCAUAGCAAAAACUUUAUUCUGAAAAAGUUGAGACUUAAUUGAAUCAAUGUAAUUAAGAAAAUUAAAAAAUUACAUUAUUAUAUGAGUAAGUAAGGGCCAAGUAUGAUUAAGCAUAUGAAGGAAUGAAAAAUGAAUCAAUGUUUAGAGUAAAUAAUUUUAUUACUAUUUAGACUAGGGAAUCAGUUAUGAAUAAAGUUGACGAUGGUAACUAUGUAAAACGAGUAGUCCAAACCACCACAUUGAAUUCAAGGAUGGUGGCAUCAAAAUAUUAAGACUAAGAAUUUAAUUGA
Molecule: messenger RNA, 4055 nt
Organism: Paramecium octaurelia
Lineage: Eukaryota; Ciliophora; Oligohymenophorea; Peniculida; Parameciidae
Source: the annotation of a GenBank genome assembly